AUGAACACCCUUCAGGUACAGCAAUGCGUUGAAAACGCCAUCAGAUGCCAGGCGACCAGCCGCCUGCUCCUCACCCCCCUGGUCAUUUCUUCGCUUCGACUUCCACGCACCCAACUUUUCUACCACUCUCAACGUCGGUCUUUCCACCGAGCGGCGGCAGGGAGACCCUGUUGUCGACAAUCUCAAAAUCCACCUCGACUGUCUCAAUGUCUACUACGCAAGACCUACUCUUCAGCUACUCCCCCUGCUCCGUCAGAACCUACCAUUCAUCCAGUCUUUGAACAGAGAACUGGCACUUUUCAAUAUCUAGUCGUCGAUCCAGUGACCAAGGACGCAGUCAUUAUCGACCCUGUUUUGGACUACGACAAGUGCAGCACCACCAUUACCACCACCACGGCUGACGGCCUCCUGUCUUUGGUCCGUGAAAAGGGAUACAGGAUCGUGCGCAUUCUAGAGACCCACGCCCAUGCCGAUCACUUGACUGCUUCCUUUUACCUCCAACGGCAGCUGGUCAAGCAGCAGGACCUGAAACCCCCCGUGGGCAUCGGCAAGCGGAUUGGACAGGUACAGACCUUGUUUGGGCAGAGAUAUGGGAUCGACGCCAAAGAGUAUGAAGGUGUUUUCGACAAACUGUUCGAGGACGAUGAAGAGUUUUCUAUUGGAACGUUAAAGGCAAAAGCCCUGCAUCUUCCCGGCCACACCCCAGAUCAUUUGGGAUACAAGAUCGGAGACAAUAUUUUUUGCGGAGACUCCAUCUUCCACACUGACAUUGGCACGGCAAGGUGUGAUUUUCCCGGCGGAUCGGCCCACGCCUUGUAUCAGUCAGCCCGUAAGAUCUUGUCUCUGCCUGAUAAUGUCAAGAUCUGGACCGGGCAUGACUAUCCACCCGAUGGUUUGAGAGAGCCUGUGCCAUUUGUCACCGUUGGCGAGCACCGCCAGAAGAACAAGCACCUGAGAGAUGGCGUAACUGAAGAGGAAUUUGUCAAGAUGAGAAAGGAAAGAGACGAGCAUCUGGCUGCCCCAAGACUGCUGCAUGAGAGUCUACAGGUGAAUGUGAGAGCUGGAAGAUUGCCAAGUCAAAACGACUCCGGCAUGAGGUUGUUAAAGGUGCCUGUCAAAGUCAAGGGAGCUGGAGCAUGGCAGUAG
This is a messenger RNA of Podospora anserina S mat+, 1146 nucleotides long. RefSeq lists its product as uncharacterized. Gene Ontology annotation, molecular function: sulfur dioxygenase activity. The transcript is spliced from 2 exons. The record is from RefSeq and is a predicted model, not a curated record. Gene Ontology annotation, biological process: hydrogen sulfide metabolic process; glutathione metabolic process. Bases 1 to 1146 code for a protein of 381 amino acids. Lineage: Eukaryota; Fungi; Ascomycota; Sordariomycetes; Sordariales; Podosporaceae.